AUGUCGCGCCCCGAAGAUAUUCUCCCGCCCGAUCUCUUCUACAACGACAAUGAGUCCCGCAAGUAUACAACAUCGUCGCGCAUCCGGAAUAUCCAAGCCGACAUGACCCACCGCGCUCUCGAGCUCCUCGAUCUGAAGUCUCCCUCCCUGAUUCUCGAUGUCGGAUGUGGCUCCGGCCUGUCAGGCGAAAUUCUGUCUGAGGUAUCUCCCGAGGACGGGGGGCCACACACCUGGGUGGGCAUGGACAUCGCCCCCAGCAUGCUGGACGUAGCACUACAACGCGAAGUCGAGGGUGAUCUCUUCCUCGCCGACAUUGGACAAGGCGUUCCUUUCCGGCCCGGCACGUUUGAUGCCGCGAUCAGUAUCAGUGCUAUCCAGUGGCUGUGCAAUGCGGAAUCCAGCGACGUCAGCCCCGAGGGUCGUCUCAAGCGAUUUUUCGAAGGUCUCUACGCCAGUCUACGCCGCGGUGGACGGGCGGUCUGCCAGUUCUAUCCCAAGAACGAUAUUCAGCGAAGCAUGAUCAGCGGCGCGGCCAUCAAGGCUGGUUUCGGGGCUGGCAUGCUGGAGGAUGACCCCGGUACUAAGAACAGCAAACUCUACCUUGUCCUCACCGUCGGCGGUGGCGGCCUGCAGGGCGAUAUCACUGGAGUUGUCAACGGCAUGGAUGAUGUCAAUGUCUUGGAUGCGCGGAGAAAGGCUAUGGAGGUGCACAAUGCCCGGGGUCCGCCUCGAAAGGGCGAUAAGGCUUGGAUUAUGAAGAAGAAGGAGCAAAUGGAGAAGAAGGGGAAGGUGGUGAAGUCGAACUCCAAGUAUACGGGCCGGAAGCGACGUAUAGCCUUCUGA
Penicillium canariense is the source of this 843-nucleotide messenger RNA. Its product is annotated as 18S rRNA methyltransferase BUD23. Bases 1 to 843 code for a protein of 280 amino acids. Gene Ontology annotation, biological process: rRNA (guanine-N7)-methylation. Gene Ontology annotation, molecular function: rRNA (guanine) methyltransferase activity. The record is from RefSeq and is a predicted model, not a curated record. NCBI's taxonomy places the organism in Eukaryota, Fungi, Ascomycota, Eurotiomycetes, Eurotiales, Aspergillaceae. The transcript is spliced from 2 exons. Gene Ontology annotation, cellular component: nucleolus.